AUGGUGAAGUUGGGCAGCAAUCUGUCUGAUAAGCUGGAGAAACAGCCACCUGUGGAUGAUGGCUUUGAUAACAUCCCCCUUAUCACACCCCUGGAGGUCAACCAGCUCCAGAAGCCGUUCACAGACAAGGUCAUUGUGAAGACGUCGACACAGUACCAGCUACAACAGAAGAAGAACAAGUUGUAUGUGCCCAACAUCAAGAAGCUGAAUAUCAACUUCUACAGUGAUGUUUCAGAGAAAGUUAAGAUCACAGGUCUGAUCCUCAUCACUUUGGCCUUCCUGACCAGCCUGCUCCUCCUACUCAUGUACAAAGCCAUGUGGUAUGACCAACUCACCUGCCCAGAGGGUUUCAUCCUUAAGCAGAAGCACUGCACUCCGGCAGCUCUGGAGAUGUAUUACACAGAGCAGCAGCAGGAGCCUGGUGUUCACGGCAGCACCAAUGCUGGGUUGUAUGCCGCCCUCAGCCACCUCAACCAGGUCAAGAGGACUGGGCCUGAGCUGCCAUCACCAUGGUUACCAGUCAUCAGUGCUCUGAAGGAGGCUGAGAUGGCAAAACAAGGCAGUGAGCCACUCAAAGGAGCACUGGAGCGAGAGGAGUGA
Scomber japonicus (chub mackerel) is the source of this 600-nucleotide messenger RNA. It is a transcript of the gene caly, whose product is annotated as calcyon neuron-specific vesicular protein. Gene Ontology annotation, cellular component: endosome; membrane. The coding region runs from base 1 to 600 and encodes 199 amino acids. The record is from RefSeq and is a predicted model, not a curated record. Gene Ontology annotation, biological process: G protein-coupled dopamine receptor signaling pathway; endosomal transport; clathrin coat assembly. The transcript is spliced from 4 exons. NCBI's taxonomy places the organism in Eukaryota, Metazoa, Chordata, Actinopteri, Scombriformes, Scombridae. Gene Ontology annotation, molecular function: clathrin light chain binding.